Molecule: messenger RNA, 2100 nt
Organism: Aureobasidium musti
Lineage: Eukaryota; Fungi; Ascomycota; Dothideomycetes; Dothideales; Saccotheciaceae
Source: the annotation of a GenBank genome assembly
AUGUCGCCCACUCCUUCAUGGGUCAAGGACCUCAAGCCUGCGGGCCCCCAGGGCACUGAGCUCUUGACGCAAGAGCGAGCAAAGUCCAACGUCAACGUCCAGGCAUUGUCAACCUUCUUGUUCACUCAGGAGGGAUUGGCUCGCAAGCACAAGAUUCUGAAGAUCCUCCAGCAGGAGAAGGUCUUUGACAAGUCACAGAACUACUUUGCCGGUCGCAUUGAUCGCUUCGAGACGGCGUUGGCAAGAGCAAAGAGACUCCGACAGCUGCAGGUUAAGCACAACUGGACCGACCAGGACAAGCAGGUUGCCAAUGAGCUCAUCAGUGAGCCUGGCCCGUACGGCCUACACGAGAGCAUGUUCUUGAUCACCCUCCGUGACCAAGGCACGCCCGAACAGCACGAGAAGUUCCUCAAGCCAGCAAGAAACUACGAAUACAUUGGUUGUUACGCCCAGACAGAGCUCGGCCACGGUUCAAACGUACGAGGACUCGAGACAACGGCAACAUGGAACGCCGAGGACAAGACCUUCAUCAUCAACUCGCCCACCCUUACUGCCAGCAAGUGGUGGAUCGGUUCGCUUGGCCGCACUGCCAAUCACGCAGUCGUUAUGGCCCAGCUGAUCGUCAACAACAAGCCCUACGGCCCCCAUCCCUUCGUCGUCCAGAUCCGUGAUCUCAAGACACACCAGCCGCUCGAGAACAUCCACAUCGGUGACAUUGGUCCCAAGUUUGGUUACAACACCAUGGAUAACGGUUUCUUGCUGUUCAACAAGGUCAAGGUCCCGCACAUUAGCAUGCUUGGCCGCUUCUCCAGCGUUGACCCCAACACCAGCAAGUACCUGCGUCCUGCUUCUCCUUCGCUCAUCUACGGAACCCUCACCUGGGUCCGUAGCACCAUUGUCCUGCAAUCUGGCAGCGUCUUGGCUCGUGGUGUCACCAUUGCUACCCGCUAUGCUGCUGUACGUCGCCAGUUCCAGGACCGUGACGCUCAAGAUCCCAAGUCGGACGAGAACCAGGUUCUCAACUACACAACUGUGCAGAUCAGACUUUUGACUCUGUUGGCUACUUGUUACGCUUUGCACUUUACUGGUCGCGGUAUGAUGCAGCUCUACGAGGCCAACCAGAAGAAGAUGAGCCAAGGUGCAGGCAAGGCCGAAGGCGCAAAGCGUGGUGCUGGUCCUGAAGAAACCACUCCUGGCAGUGAUUUGCUUGCCGAUCUUCACGCCACCUCCUGUGGUCUCAAGUCGUUGGCGUCAUCCACUGCCGUCGACGGUCUCGAGGUGUGUCGCCGUGCUUGCGGUGGCCACGGUUACAGCAACUUCUCAGGUAUCGGCCCUUGGUAUGCCGACUACCUGCCCACUGCCACCUGGGAGGGUGACAACUACAUGUUGACCCAACAAGUAGCUCGUUACCUGCUCAAGUCAGCCCGCAGCGUGCUCAAGGGCAACGAGCCCACAAACGACACCACCGCCAUCCUAGCCAACUUCCUCGCCAAGUCCGAGACCGGCGCCGCCUUCAACAUCAUGGACAAGGACGAAGACCUCGUAGCAGCCUUUGCCUGGCGAUCCUCCUUCCUCACCUUCGAAGCCCUCAAGCACAGAGACGAGAACAAGAAAGCCUGGAACGACCUCCUCGUCGACUUUUACCGUUUGUCGCGCGCACACUCGCAAUACAUGGUCGUCAAGAACUUCUACGAAGCCCUCAACUCGUCAUCCAUAAACUCCGAACUGGAUCCCCCUACCAUUGAGUUGAUGCACAAACUGUUCCGUUUGUACGCUUUGCACACGCUCGAGUCCGAAGCUUCGGAGUUCUACACUUCUGCUGCUGUCACGGUGCGUCAAAUCCAACUUGCGCGCACCAAUGCGGUUAUGAAGUUGCUGGCUGAGAUUAGACCGCAUGCUGUGCGUCUGGUCGAUGCGUGGGACUUCCCUGACUGGCAGUUGGAUUCGUCGUUGGGCAGAUAUGAUGGCAAGGUGUAUGAAGACAUGUUCUACCGUGCCAGCGAGUUGAACCCUUUGAACGCCAUCACGGUGGACCCGUACCCGAACAGCGAGAUUUUGUUCAAGACGAACGAUAGCAACAAGUUCAAGAGUAAGCUCUAG